Molecule: messenger RNA, 6138 nt
Organism: Cavia porcellus (domestic guinea pig)
Lineage: Eukaryota; Metazoa; Chordata; Mammalia; Rodentia; Caviidae
Gene: Abi3bp
Product: ABI family member 3 binding protein
Exons: 61
Coding region: 109-5004 (1631 amino acids)
Biological process (GO): extracellular matrix organization; positive regulation of cell-substrate adhesion
Molecular function (GO): protein binding
Source: RefSeq, a predicted model, not a curated record
AAGUGCAGGAGCCCGCCUCUGUCACUGGAAGACAGUCCACUUAAAUGCAGCUCCAGUGUUGUGAGGCACCCACCAGCAUCACUCCCCGUGAGAGGUGGCAAAUGCAACAUGCUCUCCAGCUUGGGGUGUUUACUUCUCUGUGGAAGUAUUGCACUUGCCCUGGGAAAUGCACAGAAAUUGCCAAAAGGUAAAAAGUCAAGCCUGAAAGUCCAUAUCAAUACCACCAGUGACUCCAUCCUCCUGAAGUUCCUGCGUCCAAAUCCAAAUGUAAAGCUUGAAGGUUUUCUCCUGGGCUAUGGCAGCAAUGUAUCCCCAAAUCAGUACUUCCCUCUUCCCACAGAAGGAAAAUACACCGAAGCUGUUGUUGAUGCAGAGCCAAAGUACCUGAUAGUUGUGCGUCCUGUUCCCCCUCCGAGUCAAAAGAAGUCAUGUUCAGGUAAAACUCGUUCUCGUAAACCUCUACAGUUGGUGGUUGGCACUUUGACACCAAGCUCAGUCUUCCUGUCCUGGGGUUUCCUCAUCAAUCCACACCAUGACUGGACCUUGCCAAGCCACUGUCCCAAUGACAGAUUUUACACAAUUCGCUAUAGAGAAAAGGAUAAAGAGAAGAAAUGGAUUUUUCAACUCUGUCCAGCCACUGAAACAAUUGUGGACAAUCUAAAGCCCAACACAGUUUAUGAAUUUGGAGUAAAAGACAAUGUAGAAGGUAGUAUUUGGAGUAAGAUUUUCAAUCACAAGACUAUUGUUGGAAGUAAAAACAAAGUAAAUGGGAAAAUCCAAAGUACAUAUGACCAAGUCCAUACAGUGCCAGCAUAUGUCCCAAGGAAGUUAAUUCCAAUAACAAUCAUCAAGCAAGUGAUUCAAAAUGUUACUCAUAAAGCUUCAACUAAAUCACCAGAUAAGACUCCCUUUGGUGGGACAAUACUGGUCCACCUUAUUAUUCCAGGUCUUAAUGAUACCACAGUAAAACUUCCUUCAUCUAUAAUGCUUGAAAUUUCAGAUGCGCUUAAGGCACAGUUAGCUAAAAAUGAAACCUUGGCCUUACCUGCUGAAUCUAAAACACCAGAGGUUGAAAAAACCACAUCUCAGCGCAUAACAGUGACUCCUGAAACAGUUCCAAGAACCACUAAACCUACUGUGUCUAGUACAUUAGACAUUUCUGAAACAACACUGGUUAUCAGUCAAAGGACCCCAGAAUCAUUGCAAACUAUUCUGUUACCUAAGUUCGAAUUGCCACAGAGCACUCUCGCUCCAAAAAGGCUUCCUGAAUUUCCUGAAGCAAAAACAGCCUUCCCUUUUGAGAAACCUGGGGUUAGCUAUGUAACAAGUGAAAAGUCAUGGAUGGCACCUACAUCUAAAACAUCGGGAGAUUCCAAAGUUGUGAAGCCUCAAACUGCAGCUUAUGAUGUUUUCUCAAGCCCUUCAACUUCAGCUGAGCCUGAUGUAUCAGAUCCUCACACAGCAACAAGUGAUCCUAUUCUGGAUUCUAUCCCACCUAAAACUUCUAGAACUCUUGAACAGCCAAGGGCAACACUGGCUCCAAGCGAAGCACCAUUUAUUCCUCAAAAAGUGGAAACUUUUACCAGUCCUGCAAUGAAAUCCACAACACAUGCUCCCCAGCAAACUCCAUCUACCCCUUCCUCACCCAAACGGCGCCCCAGACCCAAAACUCCAAGAACCAAACCUGCCCCAGAACCUCAGACUUUAUCACCACCACUGUCAACAAAAGCUCCACGAAAGACCAAACGACCAGGUCGUCGCCCCCGUCCUAAAACAACACGUAGCCCAGAAGUUCCCAAGUCUUUACCUGCCGUGGAGCCAGUCCCAGUGUCCCUGGAGCCCCUGGUACCCAGACUCGAGUCAAAACCGCCAAUGCAAUUACUUCCUAAGCCCCAAAUCACAGCAAAUCCAGAUAUGCCACCAACAAAAUCCGUGUUUGAGACUGAGGCGCCAUCCAUAACCAUAGUUCCUACCACAGAUAUGGAACAUAUAAUUCUGAAAACUGAGGCUCCAGUGACAACUUUAGCUCAAAAAAUAACAAAACAAACAAGAACUCGUCGUCCGCGGCUCAAGCAUAAAAGCACAGUAAGCCCAAAGGUACAUCAGACUAAACCAGAUUUUGGACCAGUUACUCCUGGACCUUCUUUAGCUACAACACAAAAAGCCCAUCAUCCACAUCCCAAACCUAAAACCACGCCCCAUCCAGAAGCACUUCAGAUGACACCGGUUCCCGCUACAGUCACUGAACCAGUUACUCUUAGAACUGAGGAUCCAGGAUCAACACUAGUUCCUACUGAAGUCUUUGAACAAGUUACUCCUGUAAAAGAGGCUCCUGAAACAGCAGUUGCCUCUGAACCUGUUACAGAGCGUGCACCUGCUAUUUUCAGAACUGAGUCUUCUGGGAUAAUAUUAGCUACCAAAAUAUCAAAAAGACCCCGUCGUCCACGACCCCGACCUAAAACCACACCAAGACCUCAAGCACCUCAGACCAAGCCGGUUCCUGCAAUAGUUAUUGAACCUGUCACUCUCAAACCAGAGGCUGCAGGAACAACCCUAGCUCCCAAACCAUCACAGAGAACACGUCGUCCACGUCCCAGACCAAAACCUAUACCAAGUCUUGAAGCACCUGAGUCUAAACCAGUUCCUACUCCAGGGCUUGAACCUGUGACACUCAGAACAGAGACUUGGGUGACAACACAAGCUCCUAAAACAUCUAAACGGACCCGUCGUCCACGUCCCAAACGUAAAACCACACCAAGUCCUAAAGCUUCUCAAAUCACACCAAGUAAAUUUCCUGCUACAGAUCUUGAACCUGGUAUUCUUAGAACUGGAGCUCCUGACACCAUGGUUCUUACAACAGUCCUUGAACCUGUCACUCUUAUAACCAAGGCUCCAGACACAACAUUAGCUCCUAAAAUACUACGAACACGUCGUCCACGUCCCAGACCUAAGACCACAUCCAGUCCUGAAGCAUCUCAGACAAAAUUGGUGCCUAUUCCAGACUUUGCACCUGAUAUUCGUAGUACUGGGUCUCCAGAAACAACAUUAGCACCAGCUGAAAUUGAUUAUAUAAAUCCCACUACCAAAAUACCUCUCAGACCAGAUGAACCAAAGACUGAAGUUGUGGAAUCUGUUCCAUAUGUGUCUGAACCUCCCGAGAUCACACUAGAAAUGUCUCCCAUGCCUUCCCAAACUAUAGUCCUAACCAGCCCAGAUGAGCCUCAGACUGAACCUGCUCUCAGGCAGACACCCCGUACUCCUCCCAAGACAAAAACUUCACAACAUCCAAGAAUCCCACAAACACAACCAGUGCCUAAGGGGACCUUGCAUGCUACUUCAAAACCCAAAGUAUCACCAAGUCCAGAAGUGUCAUAUACUACAUAUGGUCCAGAAGAUGUGCCCUUUCCCCAUUUACCAGAUCCUGACAUCUCUCAGAGUGAACCUGUUCUGCAGCCAGUUACAUUUAAAAUUGAGCCACCAAAGACAACAAUAGCUCCUUUAGAGACACGAGGCAUCCCUUUCAUACCUAUAAUUUCACCAAGACUUAGUCAGGAGGAACUACUACCUACACCUGAAGAAACAGAUCAAACCACACAAAAGCUCUUCACAACUAAGAGUCCACGAACAACUGAAUUGGCAAAGACAACACAUGCACCACACAGACUGUAUACUACUCCUGUGAGGCCCAGAAUGCCUGACAAACUGUACGUUAGACCUGUCCUGAAUAGGACAACUACAAAACCUAUUAGACCCAAACCCAGUGGGAUACCCAGCAGGAAUGGAGUGGAAACAGGGGCCAAGCAAGGACCCAAGCCAUCUGGCAUUGGCAGAAAUGUGUCAGUGGACUCUGUCCAAUCCACAAAAAGACCAGCUACAAUCCCAGGGACUCGCCGCCCACCUCUGCCACCUAGACCUGUACACCCACGAAGAAAACCUUUACCACCAAACAAUGUUACUGGCAAGCCAGGAAGUUCAGGAAUCAUUUCAUCACACCGUGUUACUUCCCCGCCCCAGAGGGCAACACUCAAACCUAUGCUAACCACCUCAGAGAUACCAGGAGCAGAUAAAAAGCAACCAACAGCUCCUGCAUCUGGAGAAGAACUUGGCAAUACAACUGACUUUAGCUCAAGCCCAACAAGAGAAACUGAUCAUCUUGGGAAGCCCAGAUUCAAAGGUCCUCAUGUACGAUACAUCCCAAAGCCUGACAACAAGCCAUGCUCCAUCACCGACUCCAUCAAACGCUUCCCUACCGAGGAAGCCAUGGAGGGGAAUGCCACCAGCCCACCACAGAACCCACCCACCAACCUCACUGUGGUCACUGUAGAAGGGUGUCCCUCGUUUGUCAUCCUGGACUGGGAAAAGCCAUUAAAUGAUACUGUCACUGAAUAUGAAGUUAUAUCCAGAGAAAAUGGGACAUUCAGUGGAAAGAAUAAAUCCAUUCAGCUUACAAAUCAAACUUUCUCCACAGUAGAAAAUCUGAAACCAGACACAAGCUAUGAAUUCCAGGUGAAACCCAAAAACCCACUUGGUGAAGGCCCAGUCAGCAAUACAGUGGCAUUCAGUACUGAAUCAGCUGACCCAAGAGUAAGUGAGCCCAUUUCUGCAGGAAGAGAUGCCAUCUGGACUGAAAGACCCUUUAACUCAGAUUCUUACUCAGAAUGCAAAGGCAAACAAUAUGUCAAAAGGACAUGGUAUAAAAAAUUUGUAGGCGUCCAGCUGUGCAACUCUCUUAGAUACAAGAUUUAUCUAAGCGACUCCCUUACAGGAAAAUUUUAUAACAUAGGUGACCAGAGGGGCCAUGGAGAGGAUCACUGUCAGUUUGUGGAUUCAUUUUUAGAUGGCCGCACAGGACAGCAUCUCUCCUCUGAUCAGUUACCCACCAAAGAAGGCUAUUUCAGAGCAGUUCGCCAGGAACCUGUUCAAUUUGGAGAAAUAGGUGGUCACACCCAAAUCAAUUAUGUCCAGUGGUAUGAGUGUGGGACUACAAUUCCUGGAAAAUGGUAGAUGCUGCAAUCUUGCUCCAAACUACUUCUGGUUCAUAUGGCCAAAGUCCCCUCCCAAAAAACAAACAAAAAAACUUCACCAAAACACCAGGAAAAAAAAAAAACCCACUAUGAUUAUUUUUCUCAUCCAUUUAAAGCAAUUUUGUUUACUAUGUAUUAAAGCCUACAAUCUAAUAGCAGUAUUACGUGUUUAGAAAAAAAGAUUGCUGAGAAUAUUUAUCAGUUUUUACAAAGUCAUUUUAACAAAGCAAGAUACUGACAUUAAUAGAGUAACAUUUUUUAGGGAAGCUGGCUCCCUAUUCAUGGUAUUUUAAGAGAUCAUUUGUAUAUUAUUUAUCACACUGUUGUAAUGAUGUUUUGAUACUUUAUAACAAACUAACAUCAAAAACAAUGUACUUUUUAAAAUAUUUACUUUUAUUGAUUUGUAUACUUCCUACUGGUGAGUUAAUUCCCUAAACCUCUAUUUAGUUUAACUUAUUAGAUCAAAUUAUCUUCAGGAUAAGUAUCAGGAGAAAACAGGUCUUAAUGCUUAUUUAAACUUCAAUUUUUCUUGGCAAUAGCUAAAAAUGUUCUGAAUAGUUUAUAUGUUCAUGCAAAUGUAAAUCUCCAUGAAAUAUCAGCAAUUCUGAAGAAAUUUUCAAUCAGUAAUUUCAACUAAAAAUGGAGCUCAAAAUCUGAUAUACUCAGUUUUAAAAGAAGUAUAGUAGUAUCUGAAUAUACUUUGUCAAAUUAGCCCUUUAACCAAUUAUCUUCAUGUUGUUUUUGAGUCUAAUCAAACUGUAUGCAGAUUGAAUGUGAAGUUUGAGCAGAAAAAGAUAAUGCAUGAUGAGAUUUCUACCAUUUUACUAAUGACUAUUUGCUAUGUAUUUAUACAUUAGACCUCUAUGAAUGAAUGUAACAGGGUGUUUCUGUAAUUCUUUUUAACUCGAGGUGUAAUAAAAAUCUGACUCAUUUUCAUUAGAAUGUAUUGUUUUCAUUUAUACUGGAUAGGGAGAUGGAAAUGCUACAUUUAUUACCCUCAUGGUAGGACCUUUCCCUAUGCCUGUCUUUCAACAUGCUUCAAUUUUAUCAAUGUUACACUUUGUAUUUUUAAAAUAAGUAUAAAUUCUUCAAUAAAGAGAUGUAGUUUUUUUAA